Messenger RNA from Penicillium bovifimosum, 207 nucleotides. Its product is annotated as electron transfer flavoprotein regulatory factor 1. The record is from RefSeq and is a predicted model, not a curated record. Gene Ontology annotation, cellular component: mitochondrion. The transcript is spliced from 3 exons. Bases 1 to 207 code for a protein of 68 amino acids. NCBI's taxonomy places the organism in Eukaryota, Fungi, Ascomycota, Eurotiomycetes, Eurotiales, Aspergillaceae. Gene Ontology annotation, biological process: respiratory electron transport chain.
AUGGUAAAUCCAGAGUUGCGCCGGCAGGUCAUUAACGUCUACAAAGAGCUCCUGUUCUUGGGGCGAGAGUAUCCAUUGGGAUACCAGUAUUUCCGGGACCGGUUACACCGUGCAUUUUCAAGUCAGGCUCAGAUCACCGAUGAUGAGGAGAUCCGCAAGGGUGUUGCGCGGGCUGAAUUUGUGAAGAAAGAAGUGGAAGCACUGUAA